This is a messenger RNA of Vigna angularis (adzuki bean), 737 nucleotides long. RefSeq lists its product as uncharacterized. The coding region runs from base 91 to 609 and encodes 172 amino acids. The record is from RefSeq and is a predicted model, not a curated record. The transcript has a single exon. NCBI's taxonomy places the organism in Eukaryota, Viridiplantae, Streptophyta, Magnoliopsida, Fabales, Fabaceae.
CAGUAGCGGUUAAAUCGGUGGUAUUGGUAUAUAUAGAGGAUCAUGGAAAAUGUUAAAGGUUGUGAUAAUGGUUAAGAGAAAGAGAAGGUGAUGGAAUCUACCAAAGAAAAAUCUGGAAUUCUGCACCAGAUCCUACCUCCGCGUUUAGAAGACGCUGGCCUUGAAGAUCCUGCCCUUCCACCGGAAUCCAUCCAUCAAGCUUUUCUCCAAGCCGCCGCCGCUGUCAAAUCACGCGCCGCUUCAAUUUUCUCCUCCGCUGACGACACGGAGGACGAAGAUGACGGUUGCCUUAACGACCCGUGGCCCACCGCCAAGGAAGGCUCUGAUGUAGUCGUCGGAAUUGACAUGGAGAAUGAACCGCCGGGAACCUGCAUCGUCGAUAGGGGAGUCGAGGCUGGUGCCGACGAAGUUAGGGUUGCCGGAGGCGGCGGCGGCGAUGGCGCGGACGACCUUGUGGUGGCGGGAGAAGGGAAAUUGGAAGAGGAUGCGAAAGCGUGCGUGGAUGAGUUACACGGGUUGAAUAUCGAAGAUGAGAAGAAAGAUGGUGAAGUUAGAGAAGAAAAUGACGAAGAAAACAAGAAACCUACCUUGGUUGAAGGGUAUGCGUGAAAAGAUGUUGUUUACCCGUUUGUACUAGUUUCUGCUUCUUAGCCUUAUUAGAAAGUUUGUUGUAUGUUCAUGAUCAAUGUCUUGAUUUCACGUUAUCUAAUAUAAUCUUAACAGCUUAUUAGUUAGUC